Centruroides sculpturatus (bark scorpion) is the source of this 1422-nucleotide messenger RNA. RefSeq lists its product as uncharacterized. The record is from RefSeq and is a predicted model, not a curated record. The coding region runs from base 1 to 1422 and encodes 473 amino acids. The transcript has 5 exons. Lineage: Eukaryota; Metazoa; Arthropoda; Arachnida; Scorpiones; Buthidae.
AUGUCGCGUCCGGUCAGUAAACGUGUCACGUCCGGGUGGUUAGAAUCGGGAGUCAAAUCCGUUGUCGUGGACCGAGUGUCGCGUUCGGAAGAACGUCCGAAGAACCCACCCUUCCUCCGCCGCCAUCGUCUUCUUCCGUCGGAAUCUUCUCCAGAAACACUCCAACAUUUUCAUUCUCUGGUGUAUAUAAUUUGUGAAAGAUUAUUAGUACUAGCAAACUGUCAGCCCUCUCCAAAUGGUGAAAACUUGAAUUACGAUAUCGAAAAUGCGAACAGUUUUUGUAAUUUCUUCCUAUCCGCUUCAUCUCCAGAAGAUAGUAAUUGGAGACCACCUUCUCAGCUCACUUUACAAUUAGAUGCUGAUACUCCAGAAAAGAAGAAAGAAGAAGAAAACGGUAGACAAGGAAACUGUGGCCAUUGCAGAGGUGACAUGUCAAAAAUAACGGGAAAGGGUGCUUUAUAUCAGCUUAGGAGAUGCGAAACAAGAUGUGAUCAAGAAGAAACAUUCUUUAACUGCGAAGAAUAUGUACCCUGUGACGGUAGAGGAUCGAGUAGUCUUUCGGGAAGUAGUUCCAAUCCCGAAGAUGUUGGACAUUUUACACAAAGCAGUAGUAUAAACAGUGAAGAUUUCGAUACAGAAGCUAGCGACGAUGGUAUCGAUUCGAUGCUCAUGGAAGAACCAACAACUGAAGAUCUUUCGCAGAAUACAUGUUAUCAAGAGUUGGCUUCUCAAAUGGAAUUAAGAUCUUUAGCGGAAUCAAACGCAGCAGCGGGGGAAGAAAAUAAGAAUAGUAACCUAGAUUCUACAGAUAUUGUUAAAGCAUUGAUUGCUAGCCAUUGUUUACUCGGUCCAGAAUUCCAAAGUCAUUUAAAGCAAUAUCAGAAAGAUUUGAACAAUCGAGGAUCUGCUUGGGAACGUCUAGCUAAAGAAUCGGAUCCUAUUUUGCUAACGGGAAUUUUAUGGAGCUGGCUGGAUCACUUAAAGACACCGAUUUUAAACAAGCAGGAUUUAACUUAUAUAGUUUUAAAAUCAGAAAAACCCGUUGAUGCUUUGGCCAGACUCGACAAGGAUACGCGCUUCACUAUCGAAUAUUUAAUACGUUUUGUCGCACGACUCGUACCCAAUUCUUUAGAGCCUUGUGACGAUCUGUUACGUCGUCUUGUAGCUUCUUUAACUCAUCAAUGUCUUGCAAUUCACGGUGUCUUACAUCCAGUAGGUGCUAAAUGGUCUAAAAUGAGGGAAGGAACGACGACUUUAGUCAUGCAUUUUGUGCGUGGAAUUUAUAAAUUAUCGUGUGGACUUCCUUUAGAAGAAGAAGAGUAUGGAGGCCGAUCACGUCGCAGAAAAUCAUAUAUGGGUAUCAAUCUUAUGGCUCAAGCUAUUGGAAAAUCCAAUGUUAGGUAUGAAAAAACACGAUACUAA